Molecule: messenger RNA, 531 nt
Organism: Aspergillus heteromorphus CBS 117.55
Lineage: Eukaryota; Fungi; Ascomycota; Eurotiomycetes; Eurotiales; Aspergillaceae
Product: complex I NDUFA12 subunit family protein
Exons: 7
Coding region: 1-411 (136 amino acids)
Biological process (GO): mitochondrial respiratory chain complex I assembly; response to oxidative stress
Cellular component (GO): membrane
Source: RefSeq, a predicted model, not a curated record
AUGUCGACCGUACUUCGCACGCUGCGUAACCUGAAGCGCAUUGGCUUCAAGGAAUAUGGCCAUCAGAUGCAGUACAUCGGUGAUACCAAAGCUGGUACCUUGAUUGGCGUGGACCGCUACGGCAACAAGUACUUCGAGAACAUGGAGGAGGAGCUUCCUCUCCGGACCCGCUGGGUCGACUACAAGGAGCAAGAAUACGACCCUUCGCAGCUUGAGCCCGGCUGGCAUGCCUGGAUCUCGUACCUGGUCGAUGCUCCCCCCACCGCCGACAAGAUCCUGCAGACUGGCAUCCGCAAGUGGGAGUUGCCUGAGCACAGGCCCAACCAGACCCUCAGUCGUGCCGCUUUCAAGACCUAUUCCACUGUCCGCCCCAAGUACUCUGCUUGGACCCCCGUCGCGGCUCCCCGGUAAAUCCACCGCCGUGGAGGUGGAAUCCGGGACUACGAGGUCGGUAUGGCUUCAAUCAGACCAUGUUCCAAGAUGUGUAAAUAAAGAUGUCCUACUUCCGUUUCAAAUUAUUAAACCCGUUCC